Messenger RNA from Labeo rohita (rohu), 3185 nucleotides. It is a transcript of the gene fars2, whose product is annotated as phenylalanyl-tRNA synthetase 2, mitochondrial. Gene Ontology annotation, biological process: phenylalanyl-tRNA aminoacylation. Bases 66 to 1454 code for a protein of 462 amino acids. Gene Ontology annotation, molecular function: phenylalanine-tRNA ligase activity; tRNA binding; ATP binding. Gene Ontology annotation, cellular component: mitochondrion; cytoplasm. The transcript has 7 exons. The record is from RefSeq and is a predicted model, not a curated record. Lineage: Eukaryota; Metazoa; Chordata; Actinopteri; Cypriniformes; Cyprinidae.
UGGACUGUAAGAAUGAAUUGUCUUUGAGGAUUUCCAGAAGAGUCAGACUUGGCAACACCCCCAGAAUGGCAACUCAUGGAUCAGCUACUAUGACGUUUUACAAUAUUUCCCAGACUCUCCUCAAACACAUAGUCCGUCAAUGGCCAGCUAACUGCCAAUGGGCUGGUUCUCUCGCCGUGUCCCACAAACUCCAUCGAUGUCGGGGCCUGUCGACAGACAGUCGGCCGCAGAUUAGUGAAAACUCAGUAGAAGUUUUUAGCCAUGUCUACCCACGAGAUGACAUGACCAAUGUGACAGCUAAAAUCUUGUCCAAGGUCGGCUGCCAGCUUCACAACCGGCCACACCACCCCCUGUGGCUUAUUAAAGAACGCAUCAAAGACCAUUUCUACCGCUCAUACGUCGGACGUACAGGAAACCCACUCUUCUCCGUACAUGACAAUCUCAGCCCGGUGGUGACGGUGGAGCAGAACUUCGACAGUCUGCUCAUUCCUCCAGACCAUCCCAGCAGGAAAAAAGGAGACAAUUACUACCUGAACCGCACACACAUGCUGCGGGCCCACACCUCCGCCCACCAGAAAGAGCUGGUGCGUUCAGGUCUGGACCGCUUCCUGCUGGCUGGAGAUGUGUAUAGACGAGAUGAGAUCGACUCCAGCCACUAUCCUGUCUUCCAUCAGAUGGAGGGAGUGCGACUUUUCUCAAACCAUGAGCUGUUUGCCCGAGUAGAGAAUGGCGAAGAGCUGUCUUUGUUUGAGAGCGGUGGCCGCCGCACACCUCAGAAGCAGGAGACGCACACGCUGGAGGCUGUCAAACUUGUGGAGUUCGAUCUGAAACAGGCUCUCACGCGCCUCAUGCGACACCUUUUUGGGGAAGAUUUGGAGAUCCGCUGGGUGGACUGCUACUUCCCUUUCACACAUCCCUCCUUUGAGAUGGAGGUGCGCUUCCAGGGCGACUGGUUGGAGGUGUUAGGCUGUGGGGUGAUGGAGCAGGAACUGGUCUGCUCAGCUGGUGCUGGGAAUAAGAUGGGCUGGGCUUUUGGUCUGGGGCUGGAGAGGUUGGCCAUGGUUCUGUUCGGCAUCCCUGACAUCCGGCUUUUCUGGAGCGAGGAUGAACGCUUCCUCAAGCAGUUCCGCCUGUCUGACAUCUAUCAGCCCGUCACCUUCCAGCCUCUCAGUAAGUACCCACCGCUCUUCAAUGACAUCUCUUUUUGGCUGCCGGCUGAAGGUUACACAGAAAACGACUUCUACGACCUGGUGCGCAGCAUCGGAGGAGACCUGGUGGAGAAGGUCACGCUGGUGGACGAGUUCACACACCCAAAGACAAACAGAGCGAGCCACUGUUACCGCGUCGCAUACCGUCACAUGGAGAGGACCCUGAGCCAGGAGGAAGUGCGUAUCAUCCACGCAGCCAUUGAGCAGGCAGCUGAAAAAGAACUGGGAGUGCAGGGAAGAUACUGAGCUUUCCCAACAACCAUCAUGAUGAUCUUCCACCUUUUAUGAUGAGGUUCACAGAUGCAGUCACAUCUCUCUACACUGUAAAAAAACAAUUUGUUGAUUCAACAAUUUGUUACCCGACUGCCUUAAAAUUUUAAGUUCAGUCAACUCAAAAAAAAGUUUAGUCAAUUUGAAGUGUUAAGUUGUACUAAGUAACAACUUAGAUAUUUAAGUUCAUUCAACUUAAAAUUUUAAGGCAGCUGGGUAACAAGCCUAGCUUUUAAGUUUAACAAACCAAAUUUGUUUAGUCAACUCAAAUAUCUAAGUUUUCACUUAGUACAACUUAACAUUUCAAGUUGACUAAACUUAUUUGAGUCUGGAGGGUAACAAAUUAUUUUAAGUUGACUCAACAAAUAGUUUUUUUGUUGUUUUUUUACAGUGUAUGGUGGUAAAUUAAAAUGUGGAAACUCUCAUCGACAACUGCACCUAUUUGGCGACUUCGUCUGUAGUUUCUUCUUUCACCCAAAAAUAAAAAUAAUGUUAUUAUUUACUCACCAACAUGUCUGUCUGAACUUAUAAGGAGAAUUUUGAAGAAUCUCUAUGUAGUUUUUUUUUUUUCCAAACGAACACAUCAUAAAAAGGGUAGUUCAGCUGAAAAUAAAAUUUCGGUCAUCAAUUAUCCACCCUUAUGCCAUUCCAAACUUGUACGACAUUUUUUUUGAAGAUGGUUGGUAACCAAACAGUUUUGGUGAUCAUUGAUUUCCACUGCAUUUACUAUUGACGUCCAUUGUGGUUUAAAAAAAGGAUAAAUGAUGACACAAUUUUUGUUUUUCGGCAAACCAUUCCUUUCAUAACUCAGUUUUUAUGCUGUAGAUGACUAUAUUUUGAUGCUUUUACAGAGAUUUUAUGGUAUGUUUUUGGAGCUUGACAGACGUGGUCGGUAUAAACUGUAAUUGCAAUAAAACACAAUACAGGUUUGAAAUGAGAAAUUACAGAACUGCGAAUUAGGAAUAAUCAAACCUUCAACAUCUGCAAAAUUUGUCCUUGAAAUCACCUUUGGGUCAUAAUAACCUCUUUAGGCCUGAUUGAUUCUUCCAUCUUCCCAGGCUGCCACUAGCUUUCUCAUGGUACAAACAGCCGGAUUUCACACAAAUAUCAAACAGGCCUUUUAUGCACCUGGAUCUGUGCCAGCCUGAUGAUUAGCAAGAAACAAGAGCUCUUAUUUCUACAUUUCUGUUUUCUUAAGGAAGAUAUGAGGUAGCCUGUAAUGAGCUGCUGCCCAGAAAUUACCAAGAUAAUGGAACGCUUCCUCAAAGUCACUCCACAGUAAAAUGGCAAGCGGGAGGCUAACAGGUCAUUGUUUGUGGUAGCAAAUAAAAGCGUGUUGAGGUGUAAUUGUGUCACUGUGCCUUUUAUUUAUAUGUAUAUAUAUAACACAAACUGGGUAGUACUCCAAUACUUAAAGCCUCAUUAACACUGCAGAUUUUUGGGAGUUACUAAAUUUAUUUGCGAUAACAUUUGGGGUCAAUACGAUUUUUUAUUUUUUUAUUCAUAAAGGUCACUCCUUUUGAACAUUCUGUUCAUUAAAUAAUCCUGAAAAAAAAGUAUCACAGUUUCCAGAAAAAUAUUAAGCAGCACAACAAAGAUAACAUUUUAAAUUGUAUCAUUAUUUAUAAUCAUAAAUCAGCAUAUCAGAAUGAUUUCUGAAGGAUCAUGUGACACUGAAGACUUGAGUAAUGAUGCUAAAAAUACAGC